UACACAUGUGUCAUGGUGGUGCACGCUUCCGCUCGGUGGCUCCCGUCCCCUCCGAGCCCUGCGAUCUACAUUCGUGUCGCAGAACGCCCGCGUCCACCGACUAUCUCCAAGACUCCUGACUAUCCCGUGUAUGUGCCUGGAGAAUCCAUCAUCCUCACGUGCGCAAGUUCACGACGAGAUACGGCGGGGAGGUUUCAGCUGAGGAAAUCCUCCAACCUUCUCACCAACAGCACGGGAAAUCACACGACCUUCACCCACCGCAUCACAGAAUUAAGGGCAGACAUAGACAGCACCUACACCUGUGUCAUGUUGGUGCACGUCUCCGCUCGGUGGCUCCCGUCGCUUCCAAGCCCAGUGGUCCAUAUACGUGUCACAGAACGUCCGCCGCCGCCGAAUAUCUCAAAGAUUCCUGACUAUCCCGUGUACCUGCCUGGGGAAUCCGUCACUAUCACGUGCGCUAGUUCACGGCGGGACACGGCGGGGAGGUUUCAGUUGAGAAAAGACUCCAACCUUCUCACAAGCAGCACGGGAAAUCACACAAACUUCAACCACCGUGUCACAGAGUUAAGGGCAGACAUGGACAGCACCUACACUUGCGUCAUGUUGGUGCACGUAUCCGCUCGGUGGCUCCCGUCCCCUCCAAGCCCAGCGGUCCAUAUCCGUGUCACAGAACUUCCGCAGCCACCGACCAUCUCCAAGACUCCUGACUAUCCCGUGUACGUGCCUGGGGAAUCCGUCAACAUCACGUGCGCCAGUUCACAGCGGGACACGGCGGGGAGGUUUCAGCUGAGGAAAGACUCCAACCUUCUCACCAGCAGCACGGGAAGUCACACGACCUUCACCCACCGCAUCACAGACUUAAGGGCAGACGUGGAUAACAACUACACCUGUGUCAUGUUGGUGCACGCCUACGCUCGGUGGCUCUCGUCACCUCCGAGCCCUGGGAUCCACAUUCGUGCCACAGAACUUCCGCCGCCACCGACUAUCUCCAAGACUCCUGACUAUCCCGUGUACGUGCCUGGAGAAUCCGUCACCAUCACGUGCGCUAGUUCACGGCGGGACACGGCGGGGAUGUUUCAGUUGAGAAAAGACUCCAACCUUCUCACAAGCAGCACGGGAAAUGACACGACCUUCAACCACCGGAUCACAGAAUUAAGGGCAGACGUGGACAACACCUACACAUGUGUCAUGUUGGUACACGCUUCCGCUCGGUGGCUGCCGUCCCCUCCGAGCCCUGCGAUCUGCAUUCGUGUCGCAGAACGCCCGCGUCCACCGACUAUCUCCAAGACUCCUGACUAUCCCGUGUAUGUGCCUGGAGAAUCCAUCAUCCUCACGUGCGCUAGUUCACGACGAGACACGGCGGGGAGGUUUCAGUUGAGGAAAUCCUCCAACCUUCUCACCAACAGCACGGGAAAUCACACGGCCUUCACCCACCGCAUCACAGAAUUAAGGGCAGACAUGGACAGCACCUACACCUGUGUCAUGUUGGUGCACGUCUCCGCUCGGUGGCUCCCGUCCCUUCCAAGCCCAGCGGUCCAUAUACGUGUCACAGAACGUCCGCCGCCGCCGAAUAUCACAAAGAUUCCUGACUAUCCCGCGUACCUGCCUGGGGAAUACGUUACUAUCACGUGCACUAGUUCACGGCGGGACACGGCGGGGAGGUUUCAGUUGAGAAAAGACUCCAACCUUCUCACAAGCAGCACGGGAAAUCACACAAACUUCAACCACCGUGUCACAGAGUUAAGGGCAGACAUGGACAGCACCUACACUUGCGUCAUGUUGGUGCACGUAUCCGCUCGGUGGCUCCCGUCCCCUCCAAGCCCAGCGGUCCAUAUACGUGUCACAGAACUUCCGCAGCCACCGACCAUCUCCAAGACUCCUGACUAUCCCGUGUACGUGCCUGGGGAAUCCGUCAACAUCACGUGCGCCAGUUCACAGCGGGACACGGCGGGGAGGUUUCAGCUGAAGAAAGACUCCAACCUUCUCACCAGCAGCACGGGAAGUCACACGACCUUCACCCACCGCAUCACAGACUUAAGGGCAGACGUGGAUAACAACUACACCUGUGUCAUGUUGGUGCACGCCUACGCUCGGUGGCUCUCGUCACCUCCGAGCGCUGGGAUCCACAUUCGUGCCACAGAACUUCCGCCGCCACCGACUAUCUCCAAGACUCCUGAAUAUCCCGUGUACGUGCCUGGAGAAUCCGUCACCAUCACGUGCGCUAGUUCACGGCGGGACACGGCGGUGAUGUUUCAGUUGAGAAAAGACUCCAACCUUCUCACAAGCAGCACGGGAAAUGACACGACCUUCACCCACCGCAUCACAGAAUUAAGGACAGAUAUGGACAGCACCUACACCUGUGUCAUGUUGGUGCACGUCUCCGCUCGUUGGCUCCCGUCCCUUCCAAGCCCAGUGGUCCAUAUACGUGUUACAGGUUAGUCACACACGCCAUCGUCGUGGGAUUUAUUCAGAGGGGGAUUAUAGUGCUUAGUGUGAUGGAUCUCGGAAACAAACCUGGGUAGUUUAAUCCAGACUGCUUUCAUUUAGAUUAGUUGAGUUUACUUCUGUUGUGUUUAGUUUUGUUCAGCUCACAGUUUCUGCGGCUUAGUUUUGUAUGUUCCAGCUUAAUUUAAUCCAGUUUAGUUUACUUCAGUGUAAUUUAGUUUAGUUCAGCUCACUUUCUGUUGCGAUGCGAUACAAUAGAUCCUUGAGUAUUGAGUAAUGAGGAAGGGUUAGUUAGCAAUGUUGUUGUACGUGCCCCCUUGGGCAAGAGUGACCAUAAUAUGGUUGAGUUCUUCAUUAGGAUGGAGAGUGACAUUGUUAAUUCAGAAACAAUGGUUCUGAACAUAAAGACAGGUAACUUUGAGGGUAUGAGACGUGAAUUGGCCAAGAUUGACUGGCAAUUAAUUCUAAAAGGGUUGACAGUGGAUAUGCAAUGGAAGACAUUUAAAGACUGCAUGGAUGAACUACAAAAAUUGUUCAUCCCAGUUUGGCAAAAGAAUGAAUCAGGGAAGUUAGUACAUCCAUGGAUAACAAGGGAAAUCAGGGAUAGUAUCAAAGCGAAGGAUGAUGCGUACAAAUUAGCCAGAAAAAGCAGCAUACCGGAGGACUGGGAGAAAUUCAAAGACCAGCAGAGGAGGACAAAGGGCUUAAUUAGGAAAGGAAAAAUAGAUUAUGAAAGAAAACUGGCAGGGAACAUAAAAACUGACUGCAAAAGUUUUUGUAGAUAUGUGAAAAGAAAGAGACUAGUUAAAACAAAUGUAGGUCCCUUGCAGUCAGAAACAGAUGAGUUGAUCAUGGGGAACAAGGAUAUGGCGGACCAAUUGAAUAACUACUUUGGUUCCGUCUUCACUAAGGAAGACAUAAAUAAUUUGCCGGAAAUAGCAGGGGACCGUGGGUCAAAGGAGUUGGAGGAAUUGAGUGAAAUCCAGGUUAGCCGGGAAGUGGUGUUGGGUAAAUUGAAUGGAUUAAAGGCCGAUAAAUCCCCAGGGCCAGAUAUGCUGCAUCCCAGAGUACUUAAGGAAGUAGCUCCAGAAAUAGUGGAUGCAUUAGUAAUAAUCUUUCAAAACUCUUUAGAUUCUGCAGUAGUUCCUGAAGAUUGGCGGGUAGCAAACGCAACCCCACAUUUAAGAAGGGAGGGAUAGAGAAAAUGGGGAAUUGCGGAACAGUUAAUUUAACAUCAGUAGUGGAGAAAUUGCUAAAGUCAGUUAUUAAAGAUGGGAUAGCAGCACAUUUGGAAAGUGGUGAAAUCAUUGGACAACGUCAGCGUGGAUUUACGAAAGGUAAAUCAUGUCUGACGAAUCUUAUAGAAUUUUUCGAGGAUGUAACUAGUAGCGUGGAUAGGGGAGAACCAGUGGAUGUGGUGUAUCUGGACUUCCAGAAGGCUUUCGGCAAGGUCCCACAUAAGAGAUUAGUAUACAAACUUAAAGCACAAUGUAUUGGGGGUUCAGUAUUGAUGUGGAUAGAGAACUGGCUGGCAAACAGGAAGCAAAGAGUAGGAGUAAACGGGUCCUUUUCACAAUGGCAGGCAGUGACUAGUGGGGUAUCCAAAGGCUCAGUACUGGGACCCCAGCUAUUUACAAUAUAUAUUAAUGAUCUGGAUGAGGGAAUUGAAGGCAAUAUCUCCAAGUUUGCGGAUGACACUAAGCUGGGGGGCAGUGUUAGCUGUGAGGAGGAUGCUAGGAGACUGCAAGUUGACUUGGAUAGGCUGGGUGAGUGGGCAAAUGUUUGGCAGAUGCAGUAUUAUGUGGAUAUAUGUGAGGUUAUCCAUUUUGGUGGCAAAAACGGGAAAGCAGACUAUUAUCUAAAUGGUGGCCGAUUGGGAAAGGGGGAGAUGCAGCGAGACCUGGGUGUCAUGGUACACCAGUCAUUGAAGGUAGGCAUGCAGGUGCAGCAGGCAGUAAAGAAAGUUAUGUUAUGUUAGCUUUCAUUGCAAAAUGAUUUGAGUAUAGGAGCAGGGAGGUUCUACUGCAGUUGUACAGGGUCUUGGUGAGACCACACCUGGAGUAUUGCGUACAGUUUUGGUCUCCAAAUCUGAGGAAGGACAUUAUUGCCAUAGAGGAAGUGCAGAGACGGUUCACAAGACUGAUUCCUGGUAUGUCAGGACUGUCUUAUGAAGAAAGACUGGAUAGACUUGGUUUAUACUCGAUAGAAAUUAGAAGAUUGAGAGGGGAUCUUAUAGAAACUUACAAAAUUCUUAAGGGGUUGGACAGGCUAGAUGCAGGAAGAUUGUUCCCGAUGUUGGGGAAGUCCAGGACAAGGGGUCACAGCUUAAGGAUAAGGUGGAAAUCCUUUAAAACCGAGAUGAGAAGAACUUUUUUCACACAGAGAGUGACGAAUCUCUGGAACUCUCUGCCACAGAGGGUAGUUGAGGCCAGUUCAUUGGCUAUAUUUAAGAGGGAGUUAGAUGUGGCCCUUGUGGCUAAGGGGAUCAGGGGGUAUGGAGAGAAGGCAGGUACGGGAUACUGAGUUGGAUGAUCAGCCAUGAUCAUGUUGAAUGGCGGUGCAGGCUCGAAGGGCCGAAUGGCCUACUCCUGCACCUAAUUUCUAUGUUUCUAUGUCUC
Leucoraja erinaceus (little skate) is the source of this 5063-nucleotide messenger RNA. RefSeq names its product immunoglobulin superfamily member 1-like. Gene Ontology annotation, biological process: cell surface receptor signaling pathway. The coding region runs from base 13 to 2439 and encodes 808 amino acids. Gene Ontology annotation, molecular function: transmembrane signaling receptor activity. NCBI's taxonomy places the organism in Eukaryota, Metazoa, Chordata, Chondrichthyes, Rajiformes, Rajidae. The transcript is spliced from 9 exons. The record is from RefSeq and is a predicted model, not a curated record.